Molecule: messenger RNA, 2523 nt
Organism: Pocillopora verrucosa
Lineage: Eukaryota; Metazoa; Cnidaria; Anthozoa; Scleractinia; Pocilloporidae
Source: RefSeq, a predicted model, not a curated record
GUGAAAAUGAUGUAAUUUGCACCAACGUGCAGAGAUGUCAUCCGUCAUGACUACUUUAGAGAUGAGUGAAGCGAACGGCAAGGUGAAUGAUGAUGAUAACACUGACGAGAUUCCAUUACAAGUUGACGUCGACGUUGAGCAGGAUGCAGAAGAGGAAGACUUUCGUUACGGCUGGGGGAGCUUCAAGCCACAGUGUUUACAGUUCCUUUUGAGCGCCAAAUGUUUUGUCGUUGCUAUUGCGUUUUUCUCUUUUAUUCAAGGUAUGACAGUGAAUGGCUUCACCAAUCUGUUUCUGUUGACUUUAGAGAAGAGAUUUCAGCUCACAAGCGCUGAGGUGGGAUUCGUUGCAGCAUCCAAUGACAUCGCAGGAAUCUUAUUAACUGCGCUGGUUAGCUUUUACGGAACAUAUGGGAAUAAGAUAAAGUGGCUUGGAUACGGCUCCAUUAUUACAGGUAUAGGGUGCUUAUUAUUCGUCCUUCCACAAGGCCUUGUUGGACGAUACGAGCCUCUGGCUUCAACCGGAGGACUCAUCGACGGCGACGUUUGCCGGUUGAGCGGAAAUGACACCUCAGAAUUUUGCUUCGCUGACUAUGGUGGUCAGUGGUACUACAUCUUCAUCUUUUUCGUGGCUCAAUUGCUCAUGGGCGCAGGGGCAACAUCGCUGUUCACCCUGGGACCUGCUUAUCUUGAUGAGAACGUACACCCAAAGUCGUCACCAGUGUAUCUCGCGGUCUUUUUCUCUAUGACUUUGUUGGGGCCUGGGUUAGGUUUCGUCUUGGGUGGAUCACUGCUGAACAUUUACAUUGACAUCACACAGCCAGAAGGAUUAAAUCUCACCCCAGAGGAUCCCCAAUGGAUAGGAGCGUGGUGGCUGGGGUACCUGGCUGGGGGCUCUAUUCUUGUCGUUAUCUCAGGCCUAAUUCUUGGGUUCCCUAGAGAGUUACCUGGGGCCAGACGUAUUCGCGAACAGGCUCUUAAAGAGGGCUAUGUGCCGAAGGAAGACGAGAGAAUCAAAGGAAAACUGAAGGACCUCUUGCCAGCCACAGUGCAGCUGAUCAAGUCACCUGUUUUUAUUUUUAACACGCUAGCCAUAGCAUCUGGUGCACUAUUUGGCGCCGGAAUAGCGUCUUUCAUUGCAAAAAUUCUUCAGUUGAAGUUUGGGCUCAGCGCUUUCUUUUCAGGAGUGAUCAUUGGGGUAAUUCUUGUGCCAGGCACGGUGGGUGGUGUGCUUUUGGGUGGAGUACUCGUCAGACGAUUUGACCUGAAGACGUCUUUAAAAAUGGCUGCAAGAUUCUUAGUUAUCGCCUCAAUGUUUACUGUCAUAGGAAGCUCUGCGUGGUUCAUUCCUGGAUGUGGUGUACCGGAUGUAGCAGGAAUAACAACUCCUUAUAAAAACAGUGCUACUGGAUUGAAUGGAGUGCAGGUGGCAUGCAAUCUGAACUGUAGCUGCUCACUAGCUACCAUCAAUCCUGUUUGUGGAGAAGACAACCUUGCGUAUUUCUCACCCUGUCUUGCUGGAUGUAAAAAUAUGAAGAAUGAGACUUUUACAAACUGUAGUUGUAUUCAACCACAAAGCAAUUCAAGCGUAGGUUCAGCUGUAAAGGGCUACUGUGGAAAGACGUCCGGCUGUAUGACCUACAUUGCAUUUGUCGUCUUCCUUAUCGUGGUGUUGUUUUCAGUAUUUAUCACGGCUGUAGCGAACAAGACAGUUGUGCUAAGGUGUGUCCCUUACAACCAGAGAGCAUACGCACUCGGUUUCCAGUUUAUAAUCCAGCGCUGUCUCGGAUUCUUACCGGGACCGAUUCUUUUCGGCGCUAUUUUCGAUGGAACGUGUGUUCAAUGGGGAGAGAGCUGCGGAAGUAGAGGCAACUGUCAAUUUUACGAGAUUGACAAGCUGACUGACAGGCUUGGAUACGCGGGUUUAAGCUUCACAGGAACCGCCUUUAUUUUCUAUUUCUUGUCGUUCUGGUUUUGCAAGGCGACCAUUCAAGAAGAGGAAGAUCAAAGAGGCAGACAGGAAAUAUCCACGAAUGAUCGCGAGAAACUUGAUCACAACGAUAACGAUGACGCACAAUUUGAAUCCACCAUAUGAUCAACCCUUCAAAGGCCAAAACACAAACACUGAACCUUGAAGAGCAACUAUUAGUUGACUAUAUCCCCGACAAGGCUAUGGCAGCCCGUGUUUUCUACUGUCGAAGUAACCAUGCAUUCCAAACUCGUCCCCAGGGUCUUUUCAUGUAUUGAAAUACCGCAUAAAGGCGCGGUUAGUCUGGCUCUGGAAAUGCGCUUGGUAGUGUUGUUACAUUUUGUUAUUGCGCUGGCGCGAAUUCUUGUUUCAAAACUCCGGAUUGAUAGCGUUCGUUUAUAAUCGAUGAAAAUCGUACGAAAAGAUAUGUUAAAGGGGAGGGUUUCUCUCACUGUGCACAGGUUAAACGGAUGUCAAAACAAUGGUGUUAAAGACUGUGUUAAAAGUAAUUGGCUUGCUUCGGAAAUAAUUUUUAAUCAAUAAACUCAUUACAAUAA